AUGGCCGACGCAUCGCAGGCGCAAUCAUCUCGAAACGCGUCCCAAGCUCCUCUACAGCCACAGAAGAUCCCGGAUCUCAUCCGAAGCUUUCGAGCUGUCAAGUUGUUUAGCAACCCAGGCUAUGUGACAUCUUUGGAUUUUGACGACCAGGGCGACUUUCUGGUCGCGGCCGGUGAAGAUGAAGUAAUUCAAAUUUACGAUGUCAAAGAGGGAAAAUCCACAAAAUCGGUUCCCAGCAAGAAAUAUGGCGUACACCUGGCCAGAUUCACACAUCACUCGCGCCAAGUCCUGCACGCCAGUACCAAGGAUCAGAACAAGGUUGAUCACUCUCUUAGGCUGCUUGAUGUCCAUAAUGAAGGUUACGUUCGUUAUUUUUCCGGACAUACAGACCAAGUGACUGCCUUAACUGUCUCACCCGGCGGUGAUCAAUUCGUGUCCUGCUCGAAGGAUAAUACUGUUGCACUAUGGGAUCUUGCCUCCCGAAAUGUUCAGGGAAGACUGCAUCUUGCGACCCCAUAUUUGGUGGCAUUCGACCCUUCUGCCUCAGUCCUCGCCAUCGCAUCCCAAUCCACCUCCUCCAUCCUUCUCUAUGACUUCCGCAACUACGAUAAACCUCCUUUUUCCACAUUUGACCUGUCUACCUACGAAGAGCUCUACACCCCAUCAACUCGUGGACGCGCUUGGACAAAACUUGAGUUUUCUAAUGAUGGAAAGUCUCUCUUGAUCGGAACAGACUAUCACGGUCACUAUAUCCUGGAUGCCUUUGAUGGAUCCGUGAAAGCAUUCCUCACUGGCAAAAGAGGACCAACUGGCCGUGCUGCGCCGGUAUCCUCCACUGGAAAGCCUUUGGGACAAGGUGAUGCUUGUUUCACUCCCGAUGGCCGAUAUGUUCUUGGGGGCAACGGCGACCAGAAUGAGAUGCUUGUUUGGGACCUGCAGCAGGAGGGCGACGAAAACCGCAAGCUACAACCUAUGAGCAGACUGGCCAACCGUGGGCGCACUUCGAUCAUCGAGUACAACCCACGUUAUAACAUGAUUGCCAGCACUGAUAAGGAUACGAUCUUCUGGCUGCCAGAAGAAGCCAAGUAG
Molecule: messenger RNA, 1089 nt
Organism: Penicillium taxi
Lineage: Eukaryota; Fungi; Ascomycota; Eurotiomycetes; Eurotiales; Aspergillaceae
Product: WD-repeat containing protein SWD2
Exons: 3
Coding region: 1-1089 (362 amino acids)
Cellular component (GO): Set1C/COMPASS complex
Molecular function (GO): chromatin binding; protein binding
Source: RefSeq, a predicted model, not a curated record